AGGGUAUGUUUGUUGUCGUGCAAGGUAAGAAAAUUGUUUUCUGAAGCGUCUAACAUGUAUUUAUUUUAAUUGAUUUCCUAAUAAAAUUUAAGAGUCAAAUAAUUGCUGCUUCUUUUUCUCUAUGUACGGUAUAUACUUUGGUCCAAUAAAAUUUACAUACUAUGAAUAUGAAACUCAAACUAUACCGAUUAUUAUCUACUUUUUUAUGGAAAAAACCAUUAUAAUAUAGAAGCAACGUACAUUUUAAAAAAUCCACAAGCAAAUCCUAUAGGUUUUCAUAAUAAUCAUAAAUUAAUUUACAAGCAAUUGAAACUCUACAACUAAUAAAUAUACCCAUCCAUUGCAUGAUGUAUGGGAACAUGUUUUAUACUAAGUACUAAGUAGUAUUGAUUAGUUAAAACACAAUUUUUGUUCCGAUCACUGAGUUCUAAUCGCCAGCUUCAUUUGUAGAUCAGAGCUUAAUCUGAAAGGUAUUGAGACCUCUGGUCUGUGCUAUUCUAGAAAUGAUUUUGGAAGUCCUGAUUUCUGUGCCCGUGCUGAUUUUUAUUUUUUGCAAAUUGUGGAAGCAAAUAAACCAAACUUACUUCAUUCUAAGUCUCUGUAAGCGAAUUCGCACAGAAGAUGGAAGUGCACUGGAAAAAAAUAUUUACGUAACGCCGACUAAAACCCGAUUUGGAAACAACUUUGACCUAGUAAACUUUACAGCUGAUAGCAUCUUUAAAUACAUGAGAGAUGCUGCUGCCCAAGCAAAGGGUCGGAAUUAUCUAUGGUAUUUCUUUCGUGCACCCAUGUAUAAUGUCGUGAGGGCCGAAGAAGCCGAGGAAAUAUUUCAAAGUCCCAAGCUUAUCACCAAAAAUGUGAUCUACGAUCUUUUGAGACCAUUUUUGGGUGAAGGACUGCUGACUAGCACAGACCAAGUAUGGCAUUCCAGAAGAAAAGCCCUGACUCCCGCUUUCCAUUUUAAUGUUCUGCAAUCUUUCCUGACUAUUUUUAAGGAAGAGUGCAAUAAACUGGUGAAAGUCCUUCAUCAAAGUGUGGAUAAGGAAUUGGAACUCAAACAGGUCAUCCCUCAGUUUACUCUAAACAAUGUUUGUGAAACAGCACUGGGCGUAAAGUUGGAUGAUUCGACGGAGGGUUUGCGAUAUCGCAAAUCGAUUCAUGCCAUUGAAGAGGUCAUGCAACAGCGGCUUUGCAAUCCCUUCUUCUACAACAUAGUGUAUUUCUAUCUGUACGGAGACUAUCGAAAACAGGUGGAUAAUUUGAAGAUAGCCCACAACUUUUCCAGCAACAUCAUAGAGAAGAGGAGAAGUCUCUUUAAGAGUAAAAAGCUUGGGAAUGUGGAUGAGUUUGGCAAGAAGCAGCGAUAUGCCAUGUUGGAUACCCUUUUGGCAGCCGAAGCAGAAGGUCAGAUCGAUCAUCAGGGAAUCUGUGAUGAGGUCAACACUUUUAUGUUCGAAGGAUACGAUACCACAUCAACCUGUCUAAUAUUUACUUUGCUUAUGUUGGCUUUGCAUGAGGAUGUUCAAAGGAGAUGUUAUGAGGAGAUCCAAAACCUUCCCGAGGACAGCGAUGAUAUCAGUGUGUUCCAAUUCAACGAACUGGUCUACUUGGAAUGUGUAAUCAAGGAAUCUCUUAGGAUGUUCCCAUCGGUACCUUUUAUAGGUCGUAAAUGCGUAGAGGAGAUCGUGGUGAAUGGUUUGAUCAUGCCUAAGGAUACUCAAAUCAACAUUCACAUCUACGAAAUCAUGAGGGAUCCUCGGCACUUUCCAGAUCCCGAUGUAUUUCAGCCAGAGCGAUUCCUUCCCGAGAACACCGUGAAUCGUCAUCCCUUCGCUUUUGUACCCUUUAGUGCCGGUCAAAGGAAUUGCAUUGGCCAGAAGUUUGCCAUUCUGGAGAUUAAAGUUCUACUCGCAGCGGUUAUCAGAAACUUUAGAAUACUACCCAUUACUUUACUUUCUGAUCUUACGUUCGAAAAUGGAAUUGUUCUGCGUACGCAGCAAAGUGUUAAAGUUAAAUUGCAGCUCAGGGAAAAGAAAUAG
This is a messenger RNA of Drosophila takahashii, 2039 nucleotides long. RefSeq names its product Cytochrome P450 4ac2 (gene Cyp4ac2). NCBI's taxonomy places the organism in Eukaryota, Metazoa, Arthropoda, Insecta, Diptera, Drosophilidae. The record is from RefSeq and is a predicted model, not a curated record. Gene Ontology annotation, molecular function: heme binding; monooxygenase activity; iron ion binding.